UAGUUUAUCUGCCGGUUGCCGGUGUAAACACGUUUUCCCAACAUGUCAUCUUACGGUUUGCCGUCGAGCUCCUGGCAGCCUUCAUUUGUUACAUUUGAAACGACAAUGGGCAGUAUCACGUUUGAGCUGUACUGGAAACAUGCUCCAAAAACAUGUCGUAAUUUUGCAGAACUUUCUAGACGAGGUUACUAUAAUGGUACAAAAUUUCACCGAGUCAUAAAAGAUUUUAUGAUUCAAGGAGGUGACCCUACUGGAACAGGUCGAGGUGGAGCAUCAAUUUAUGGCAAACAUUUUGAGGAUGAAAUUUCAGAUGACUUGAAACAUACAGGUGCUGGUAUUUUAUCUAUGGCCAACAGUGGACCUGAUACUAACGGAAGCCAGUUUUUCAUAACCCUAGCUCCAACACAGUGGCUGGACGGCAAACACACUAUCUUUGGUCGUGUCAGCACCGGAAUUACUGUUGUUCAAAGAAUUGGACUUGUAGAGACAGAUAGCAAUGACCGACUGGUUGAUGAAGUACAAGUUCUAAGUGCGACCCCUUCAUAAUGCUGGACUUCCAUCUGUGUGUGUGUAUAUCUCUAUAUAUGUAUAUAUAUAGAUAUAUAUAAAAUCUCAAAGCUACAAGAUAAUGCCUGAUUA
Messenger RNA from Octopus sinensis (East Asian common octopus), 639 nucleotides. RefSeq names its product peptidyl-prolyl cis-trans isomerase-like 1. The transcript is spliced from 5 exons. Lineage: Eukaryota; Metazoa; Mollusca; Cephalopoda; Octopoda; Octopodidae. The record is from RefSeq and is a predicted model, not a curated record. Gene Ontology annotation, cellular component: catalytic step 2 spliceosome. Bases 43 to 546 code for a protein of 167 amino acids. Gene Ontology annotation, molecular function: peptidyl-prolyl cis-trans isomerase activity. Gene Ontology annotation, biological process: protein folding; protein peptidyl-prolyl isomerization.